This is a messenger RNA of Aethalodelphis obliquidens (Pacific white-sided dolphin), 2029 nucleotides long. It is a transcript of the gene HIRIP3, whose product is annotated as HIRA interacting protein 3. Gene Ontology annotation, cellular component: nucleus. NCBI's taxonomy places the organism in Eukaryota, Metazoa, Chordata, Mammalia, Artiodactyla, Delphinidae. The coding region runs from base 48 to 1808 and encodes 586 amino acids. The transcript has 7 exons. The record is from RefSeq and is a predicted model, not a curated record.
UUCCGAGAAGAAAAACGGCGGGAGCCGCCGGUAUCAGGUGGAGCAAAAUGGCUCGGGAGAAUGAGAUGCAGGAGUUCACCCGUAGGUUCUUCCAAGGCCGCCCGGACCUCAGCACGCUUACGCACUCCAUCGUGCGGCGGAGGUUCUUGGCUCACGCGGGCCGCGACCACCUGGAGCCCGAGGAGAAGCAGACGCUGAAGCGGCUAGUGGAGGAGGAGCUGCUGAAGAUGCAGGUGGAUGAAGCGGGUGGCAGGGAAAAGAGGCUCGACGUUGCCAAGAAGGCCAAGAGGUCUCCCAUCCCCUGCCGUGACCCAGCGAGAAAAAGGUUCCGUUUCAAUUCGGAGUCAGAGCCCAGCUCUGCAGCCUCCAGUCCAGACUGUUUCGGCCUCCCAGCAAAGAAUGGGAUGGCAGCAGAAGUCAGUCCAGCCGAGGAUGAGAAUCCAAAGCGAGCCUCAAAGAAAGCAAUUGAGGAGAGCAGUGACGAGGAAGAACAGCAGAGGGACCUGACUGCAAAAAUGGGAUUAGAGAAGGAGGAGGUGAAGGGGAGCAGUGAGGAGGAGGAAGAGGGCUCUGCCAGAAAGAGUAAGGUCUGGAAAGAAGAAAGCAGUGAGGAAGAGGAAGAUGAGAAAAAGGAAGAGAAGGAGGAGGAGGAAAAGGAGUCCAAGGACAGGACUAGGAAGAAGCCUGGGACAAAGAACAAGCAGGCACCAGGCAAGGCCUCAGCCAGUAGGAAACAGGCCAGGGAGGAGAGUGAAGACAGUGAGGAACGUGCCCAGGGGCCAGGAAAGAAGGCAAAGGGAAAGAAAGGAGCUAAAAGCCACCAGGAGAGUGAAAAGGAGAGUGAGGGGGAGGAGACCCUAGCCAAGAAGAAAGAGAACAGAGAGGAAGAAGAAGAUUGGAAACUCACAGCCCAGAGCAGUGGAGGUCAAAGGUCCUCCUCUUUGGAGGAGAGGAGCUGUAAGCAGAAAAGCAGGGCAGCAAGACUGCUGGGAUCCCCGGGGGACAGAGAGGAACAGAAGGAAAGAUCAGCAGCAGGCAGUGGGAAUAGUAGUGGGGAAGAUGAAGAGCCCCUAGUGCAGAGGAAGAGCAAAGACAAGACCCAGUGGAAGGGUGGGAAAAGGCAGAGUGGAAGCAGUGAGGAGGAUGGGGAAGACAGCUGGAGGAAGAUGACGCCAACUACUGGAAAGACAGCCAACGUGGGCAGUAUCAAUGGUGAGGCAAGUGACUCGGAGAAGGAGGUGAGUGACAGCGAGGCAGAGGGGACCCCCAAGAAGGAGAGGAAGAACCGCUCUUCCAAGAAGAGCUCCAAGAAAGGCAGGACACGAAUCUCCUCCUCCUCUUCCACAGAUGGCAGUCCAGAACAUAAAGGCAGGAAGGCUGGCUCUGGUCGCCCUGGUGAGGACCACCCAUCUGUGAUGAGGCUGAAGCGCUACAUUCGGGCCUGUGGGGCUCAUCGAAACUACAAGAAGCUGCUGGGCUCCUGCCGUUCACACAAGGAACGCCUGAGUGUUCUCCGGGCAGAACUGGAAGCCCUGGGCAUGAAGGGUAACCCUUCCUUAGAGAAGUGUCGGGCCCUGAAGGAGCAGCGGGAAGAGGCAGCUGAGGUAGCCUCCUUGGACAUUACCAACAUCAUCAGUGGUUCAGGCCGGCCACGCAGACGCACAGCCUGGAACCCUGCAGGAGCAGCAGCCCCACCAGGGGAGCUAUACUGCAGGACCCUGGACUCAGAGGAAGAGCGGCCCCGCCCCCCACCCCCAGACUGGUCACAUAUGCGUGGCAUCAUCAGCAGUGAUGGCGAGAGCAACUGAGCUCCCCCUGUUCCCAGGAGGGACUUUGCACUUGUAGAAAGCAUAUACAGCAUACCCACCCCAACUCUGCCUGCAGAGCAGAAGCAGCUUUCUUCGGAGAAGACUCGCAGCUCCCAGGGACACAAGUUAUUGGGAUUCUACUUCUCAGCUUCACAUUCCCAGUGUAAAGUGUUUACAGGGAUUUAUUUUUGAAGACUCAAUAAAGGAGUGUUUGAAUCACC